AAAAAAAAAAAAUUAAACAACAAACCAAAAAAAUAUAUCCUGGAGAGGUGAUGCAAAAAUAAACAGCGAGAGAGACAGAGAGGAGAGUGUGUGCUUGUGUGUGUGUGUUCUGGUAGGUGCCUUCUGAGUGAGGGCGACUAUGCUGUCACUUGGAGGCCCGAGGGCUCCUCUGGCCCGCCCGGCUUCCUGCAAGCCGCGGGGUUACAGACGCCAGGAGCUGCGGGAACCCGCCCGAGGCUGGCGCCCGCCCCGCCCUUCCUCCCUCGCGCAGGCGCGUCCUCGGGCGCCCGCCCAGCUAGGUUCCCGUCGGGCCUUCGCUCGCGGCACCCGGCGCUCCUGGUGACGUCACGGGCCCCGGGCGCCCUCAUUGGUUCAUUUCAAUAGUCGCGCGCUGCUUGAACUGCACGAACAGCCGGCGGCCGGCGCGCUGCUUGCUCGCGGCCACUGGGCUCCGCGCUCCUCCCGCCCGCAGCGCCUGCUCCGCGCGUCGGCCGCCAGGGUCCCGCGCAGAGCCUGGGAGCGGCGGGGGCAGUGCACGCUCUGCGGCCGACCGAUCCCCACCGGAGCCGCGAUGCCGGGCAGCUCGAGAUCGUCGGCUCGCGAGGCGGGCUCGGCCCUGCUCUCGCUGCAGCAGGAAGACCAGGAGAAUGUCAACCCCGAGAAGGUGGCUCCAGCCCAGCAGCCGCGGGCGCAGAUAGCGCUGAAGGCCGGGAACGCGCGGGGAAACGCGCCUCAGCAGAGAUUCAAGACUCGGCGGGUUGCACCUCUUAAGGACCUUUCUGUAAACGAUGAACAUGUCGCUGUUGGUCCUUCAUGGAAAGCAAACAGUAAACAGCCUGCCUUUACUAUUCAUGUGGAUGAAGAAGAAGAGACCCAGAAGAGGCCAGCUGAGCAUAAAGAAACACAGUGUGAAGAUGCCCUGGCUUUUAAUGCAGCUGUCUCUUUACCUGGAGCCAGAAAACCGCUGGUGCCGCUUGAUUAUCCAAUGGAUGGUAGUUUUGGGAAGGGGUAUGCUUAUCGUGCUGGUACCUAUGGAGACCGGAGAAAGUUUGAAGAAAUAUACCCCCCAGAAGUAGCAGAGUUUGUGUAUAUUACAGACGACACCUAUUCCAAGAAGCAGGUCCUGAGAAUGGAGCACCUCGUAUUGAAAGUCCUUGCUUUUGACUUAGCUGCUCCAACAGUAAAUCAGUUUCUUACCCAAUACUUUCUGCACCAGCAGCCUGCAAACUGCAAAGUUGAAAGCUUAGCAAUGUUUUUGGGAGAAUUGAGUUUGAUAGAUGCUGACCCAUACCUAAAGUACUUGCCGUCACUUAUUGCUGGAGCUGCCUUUCAUUUAGCACUCUAUACCGUCACAGGACAAAGCUGGCCUGAAUCAUUGGUACAAAAGACUGGAUAUACCCUGGAAAGUCUUAAGCCUUGUCUCAUGGAUCUUUACCAGACCUACCUCAGAGCACCACAGCAUGCCCAACAAUCGAUAAGGGAAAAGUACAAGCAUUCCAAGUAUCAUGGUGUUUCACUUCUCAACCCACCAGAGACACUAAAUGUGUAAGAAUGAAAGACUACCUUUGUUUAGAAUGGGAGUCACUCAGAGUUCACGAUGGACAGUUUUUAUCUUGGGUUUUAAUUUCAAUCAUUUCAGAAUGUAAAUGGUAUAGCCACAGACAAAUUAUGGUAUCCAUUGCUUUUUAAAUGGUUUUAAUUUGUAUAUCUUUUGUACAUGUGUCUAUCUUAGAUAUUUGGCUAAUUUUAAUUGGUUUUGUUAACAUUUGGUGCUGCCAACUGUCAGGAUAUUAAGAAUAAAUUGAUUUGGAAAUUUUUGCAAGUCAAAGUUAAUUUGAGAUAAAAAAUAAGGCUGAUAACGUCACUUAGAAAAGCUAACUUGGUUUGUUACUGUUCAGUGGGGGUGGAAAAGGCAUUCUAA
Molecule: messenger RNA, 1921 nt
Organism: Microtus ochrogaster (prairie vole)
Lineage: Eukaryota; Metazoa; Chordata; Mammalia; Rodentia; Cricetidae
Gene: Ccna2
Product: cyclin A2
Exons: 7
Coding region: 572-1549 (325 amino acids)
Biological process (GO): mitotic cell cycle phase transition
Molecular function (GO): cyclin-dependent protein serine/threonine kinase regulator activity
Source: RefSeq, a predicted model, not a curated record